Falco peregrinus (peregrine falcon) is the source of this 11174-nucleotide messenger RNA. It is a transcript of the gene XKR9, whose product is annotated as XK related 9. NCBI's taxonomy places the organism in Eukaryota, Metazoa, Chordata, Aves, Falconiformes, Falconidae. Gene Ontology annotation, cellular component: plasma membrane. Gene Ontology annotation, biological process: apoptotic process involved in development; phosphatidylserine exposure on apoptotic cell surface; engulfment of apoptotic cell. The coding region runs from base 4980 to 6122 and encodes 380 amino acids. The record is from RefSeq and is a predicted model, not a curated record. The transcript is spliced from 5 exons.
CCCCCGCUCCGCCUCCCGGCGCCGGGCGCGGGCCCUUCCGCCCGGCUGUGAGGCCUGGCGGCUACAGGCGGUGACUGACGGGCCGCUGCCGCUGCGGCGGGUUUUCGCUUAAAACUCGGCCUCUGGGAGCAAACGCUGUGGUGAUUCAGUAGAAUAAAGGCGAUGUGCGCCUUUGACGUCUCGGUGCCUCGCUGCCGCUCAGUGGGAGGCAGGUCCGGGUUCUGCUGGCCUCUUCCUAAAGCUGGGAGGAAUUUGUUGUAGCGACAGCUGCAUCCUCUGUAUGUUCUGAGAACAUGUCACUUACUAAAGCGUAUGUGGGAGCUACAUAUGCCCCUAUACGGCAUAUAGGAGCUCUCGAGGAUUCAGCAUUUUGAAGAAAAUGGGGGAGCUACUGGCAAGUGGCCAGUGAAGGCUCACUGAAGUGAUGAAGGAACUAGACCAUCUCUUGAGGGAAGGCUGAGAGAGCUGGGACUGGCCGGCCUGCAGAAGGCUCUGAGGGGCUCAGUGACGUACACAAAUACCUGAAGGGAGGGUGCGCAGAGCCAGUGGGCACAAACUGGAACACAGGAGGUGCCUUCGGAACAUCAGGAAACACUCUUUCAACAUGAGGGUGACCAGGCUCAUCAAAGCAUGAACUACGGACAACAGAAAGGAUGUUUCAGGUCAAAGGAAAGAAGACUUUUUGUGUGCAGGAAUGAACCAUGUGCAAUUGAACCAGGACUUCUGCAGUACUGCUUUGGAUUCAGACACUUUUUUUAUCUUUGGAAAAUUAACUUGAUGUGUGGAUUCUGUUCAAGUGAUGAUGUGAAAAUAAUGGUAUUUCAAGCACUGCAAGAACUGCUUAGAAUUAGGAUGUUUCCAACCUAUAAGGGGAAGCAGGAAGGAGCACAAUAGAAGGCAGGCACUGAUACUAUGUUCACUAUGAAGACACUGGUAGAAUUGUAUCUCCUGUCCUAAGAGCUAGAAAAGCUAUAGACUGCUCUGGCUGAGGGUAUGCAUCAUCCUGCACAGCACAGUCAUAGAGGCUAAAACACUACACCUGCUCCUUGUACACUGCAGCUCUUUUAAACAUGCAUAAAAAUUGUAUGUUGAGUGCUGAUAGCUCAGCUGGAGCAGACUCGCAAACACCUGUAGUUACACCAGAGGAAAACAAUUUUAGUCACUUGUCGCUGGACACAUGCAGUCUCUUCAUGUGUCAUUGCACAGAAAAGCAUUUUGUACAUAUUUUAAAGUGUGUUGUACUACAGUUUUCAACUGUAGCCAAAGAGAUUGUUCUUUUUGUAUAAAUCGUUGAGAUAUAUAAAUGUGUAUACAAGUAAAUGUAUAAUAAACAAACUUAUACAUAUAAACACACACAUAUACCCGUAUGUGUUUCCAUAAAUAUAUGUUGACUUUUGCUCAACAGGUCUAACAAACCUAAGUCUCUAAAUUUGAACAUGCUUACACAGAUAUAUAAAUAUACAGAGGGAAAGUGAUACUUUUUUUUUUUUUACUUCUAUUUUACUUCUAUGGAGUAAAGUGUGACAUUAAUUUAUUGAAGGAAAUUUUAUAAUAUUAAACUUAGUAUUAAAUAUAGACAGGGACUUCUAAACCAAAUUUUUAGAACAGAGUUUUUGUAAUAUGUUAAUGAGAAUGACAGUUCCUGACAGGUGGCAAAUUAUUAACUGUGUCAUGUGGUUUCCAUAUGAUUUUAGUUUCAUUUUGUAUCAGUAAGCCCUUUAACUUUUCAUGGAUUGCAAGUAUUGUAAAGGUACAGAUGGAAAACCUGUAGAUGCAAAUCUACAGUUUUUAAAAGUGAAAAAUCUCUAUCCGUGGCCAGUAUGAAGGUAAGUCUGCAUUUUGUAAUAGCAUUUUAGAUGUAUUGUGAGAACUGAAGGCCUUGCUAAUCACAUCUUAUUGUUUCUGCUUUAUCACAAAAUGAUUUAGUAAAAGUUAAUUUUUUUUUUACUUUUUAUUUUUUAACAUUUUAAAAAGUAAAAUGUUAGUUUUUAGAGCAGGCUUAUAUUUAUAUUGGCUGACAGACACUUUACUCUUUUUGCUCCUGUCAUGUUAGAUCUCAUAUAUUUAAUAAGAUCGAGAACAAUAUAAUUCAGAGUGAUACAGGAUUCGCUCUCCUGUGGCACUUAAUUAGUACCCCACAUGAUACGUGAGACUAUGACGCUCUUUGGAGUGCUAUCAUGCAUAAAAUAUAGGGGAUAUUAAGGGCUGAGAUCAUCAAUUUAGAUGAUCAGAAUUUUAUCUAAAUCAGAAAUUUAAUGUGCACCUGUGAGCACAUUUGUACUUGGGCUUGGAAUUAAGACAUUGGACAUUCUGGAAUACAAAUUUGUGAGUUUCUGUUAGCUUUUUUUAGGUUGCAAUGUGCAAAAUAUAACCCCUAUGUGUAGCUGUUCCAAGGCUCUUUCAAGACUAGAUUCCUUAUUCAAAAUAAUUAUGAGACUGUGAGCAAGCUGACAUGCUUGAUAACGUGUGUGUUUAUCUCAGCUUCCUUGAUGGCUUCAUAUACCACCAAGAUGUCUAGGCAGGUCUGCAGACUGCCAGCAUGGCAGCAGUUUGUACAGUAUGGAUAUUGGAAGUAGAAAUCACCUGGCUCACAGGUACUCUUCGUGCUGUUGUUUCAGAGGAGUCUGAACAUAGUCUGUAAAACUUACUUUCUUAUUAGGGGUAAUAUGAUAAUGAGAAAAUUCCUCUUUGUGAAGUGCUCAGAUACAAAAGAAUAGGGAGGUUGUAAAGAGGAAGGAAUCCAGUUACCAUAUUUAUUCAUUUCAGGUACAAAAUUUGAGGCUACUCCUUGCCACUCAAAAGCCAGUAUUAGUCCUUAAAUGUGAACCUUGAUAUACUGUGGCUAUAAGUUGCCUAUCCAAAGAACUUUCUGUUUGGAUCCAGUUAUUGACUUAUGUUUUACCGUUGUGUUUUCUGCAACAGCCAAAUAGUGAACCUGUUUGUGGUUUGGUUUGUUUUUUGGGGUUUUUUUGUCUGUUCUAAAUCCCAGGUAUAAUGUUCUUGUCACAAAGAAUGAUACAGCUUGACCAAGGUAGUACAUCAAGCUGCAGAAUGAUAUGAUGUUCUUAUAUAGAGUAAAUACAAUUCCUUUGGAAUUUUCUUGAAUGAACCCUAGUAAUAAACUCUUUAAGUUGGUUCAUACACAAGUUUUCAGAUGUGAAACGUGUAAACACAAAGUUCACUUUAUGCUGGACUUUGUAUCAAAGUCUGCUUCCCCAAAUCAGACUGUGAAUUGGAUGUAAAUUGCAUUAGUGAUUUGAAAAAGAUUAGUGGUAUUUUAUUGGAGAGGAUAGGAAAGAACAGUGAAAGGAUUCCAGCUAUCCCAGCUGUGAGAUAGCCUGAUCUUUUUUGACCUUUUCUGUGCCAGGACAUGAAACCUGAGUAGGACAUAGAGCAGAAGGCUAGAAAUAGCUAAGGCCUAUAUAAAAAAAAAUAAAAAUGUGUAGACACUCAGCACCUUUUUAGGCUGUUAUGUUCCCCCUUGUCUUCAUUAGGAAAUUAAAGGCUUAAGUUCCCUGUUUUUGGAUUUGUACCUAGGUCACAGUGUAGACCAGCCCAGUCAAUACAAGCAAAAAAUAGUCAUUACCUUUUAUCAUGGGAUAUUAACCGAUCGCCUUAUUUCAUUCCUCUGUGGCAGUGUACCUAACUUCACAGAAAGUUAGGACCAAAGGAGACCUGGCUCCACGUGCCCUUCCCUUGCUCUGAGUUCCCUGGCGCAGCUGUUCCCUGUGUAUUGACUACUGCUGUUUGGUGGUGGCACCAGCCCAAACCCAGUGCUUUGGCAUGUCCUGCAUCAUAUCCUUUGGGAUUGCUGCCAGCAGCUUCUCCCUAAGAUACACAAAUGAAAUAGGGGACAUUGUCAUUUUAACGUUUAUGGCUUUGCAGAGGUGAAAAUCAAUGAGGCAAAGAAUAUACUGCCUUACAGGUUUUCUGUUUCACCUGGUAAAUACCACAGAUCUACAGAGGAAAGAUGUGUAAGGACUACUCAAAGAGGUCACAAGACCUUUCAAUGUUAAGCAACGUAAACAUAGUUCAGACUGCAAAUUAAUUGUAUCUAUAGCAGACUAUGUUGGUAGGUCAUCUGUGUGAUGACCUCACACAGCUUGGGAGACAUUUCCCAGAGAGGUGCGGAAUGGUGCGGGUCUGGCUCCUUACAGGUCUUUUUAACAGGAGAGCUGCAGUCCUAUUCAGCAUUUUCUUGCUGCAUAUGGAAAACCAAGCAGAAAUGAUAAAACCACUAUAUGUAUGCAUACAAAGGCAGUAACACAGUUGGAAAUGACAUAAUGAUGUGUACUCUGAUAUAAUGGUGUGUAUUCAAGACAGGAGUUUUCUUGUUUUGUGCUGUGCACAGUAAGGGACCAGAGCUCAGCAGUUAAAAAAGUUCUGGGAAGGAAUCAAUCUUUUUUUCCAUAAACUGGUUUUAAAAACUAGUAGAGGUAAGCUGUUUUCUUAGUGUUUUGCAACUAUUAGGAAUUAUCUCAACAGCUGCUUGGUAGGUGAAGAUCACUGGCUGGGAGAGUGGGUGACCUCAGCAGGUUCAGAGGUGCAGCUCCUCUUGAAGUGAUUGUUCACUGAUACUUCAAUACAUUCUGCAUUUUGUACCUGCUUGUUUAAAUGAUUGUGAGAAUUGCUGUAUGAUACUUGAAAAAGAAAAUGUUGUUAAUCUUUCUUUUUUCUUCUUCUUUUUAGGAACUAGUAAUGAAGAAUGACUCCACCAAUUAAAAAUACAAUUUACAUUUAUCUUUUCCAGAAUACAUGUAUAUCAGUGAAGUUAAUUUAAUAUUUAAAUCAAGAAUACAGAAAAAUGCAAGUCCCUUUGCCAUAAUAAAAAUCCAUAACCUGACUUUCCUUUGUAUAAAGUACUAUGAGCAGGUGGUAUCAUCAGGAAAAAGACUCCAUUGCAGGAAAGCACUUUAGAUUAAUUCUGACUUUUUUUUACAUAAAGUAAGGAAAGAAUGACAACAGUGACAGUCUAAUGCAUGAUGAAAUUUACUAAGCAGAAUUUUAUUUUUUUAGUUGGUGGAAUUAUAAUUUACAUAGUUGAUAUUGGAGUGGACUUCUGGGUAGCUAGUAAAUAUUUUUGUCAAGGACAAUAUUCUUGGAGUAUAUUGAUACUGUGUUUUAGAGGCCUUUCAUCAUUAAUAAAUCAGAUAUUCAGUUAUGAAUGGUUUAAAAAUGACUGGGAAGGUACUGAUACUGGGAAGCUGAAAUGGAUUUUUCUGGUUCAUCUCUUUCAGUGCGGAAUAUUUAUAAGGUAUUGGUUUGCUUUGAAGUAUGGCUGCCAAGCUGCAUUUAAACAAAAAAGCAGCGGAGAUACAUCAGAAACAGAGCCUCCCAACUUCAUUCAAAACCAAGUUGUUGAUGUAGUGACUGAUAUUAACAUGCUCAGGGUAUUCAAGACUUUUCUUGAGACCACACCACAACUUUUUGUCCAGAUUUACAUCCUCAUGGAACAUGGCAAAAAUGAUUUCUGUCAAUAUGCUGCCAUUAUUAUGUCUUUUUGUGGUAUCUCCUUUUCAACAGUUGAUUAUCAGAUAUCAUUACGAAAAUCUCUACCUGAUAAAGAUGAAUUUCAUGUGCUCCCCGGGUUAAUGUAUCUGUUUUAUAAACUGCUUACCAUCACUUCUUGGUUACUCAGUAUUUCACUGAUCACUCUACUAAGUGUUGGUAGUUCUGCAAUUCUGCUGACAUUUCUUUGGAUUUGUGGCUUCACCUGGACUUUGAAACAACAUACAACAUUCUGCAAAUCUAAGAAGAUGGAAUAUCUAUACAGAACUGUAGUUGGAAUCAUUCUCAUUUUUACCUUUUUUAACGUAAAGGGGAGAAAAACAAAACUUUGCCUUUCUAUGUAUUAUGCUACUCACACUGUUGUAACUCUAGGUAUUUUGUUUGUAUAUUUGUUCUGGAAACCUUCCAUUAUCAAAGAAAUACAUUUUACAGUUGUGAGCAUCCUAACUAUUCUUAGUUUGGUGUUAGGUAUUAUUUUUCUUGUUGUUUAUUAUAGGUGUUUCCAUCCUACUGCUUAUUGCAGACCACAGGCAUGUUCAGAUGAAGGUGAUGGAGAGGUAGGACAAAAAUAUAGAGUGAAAAUCAGUAGAUUUCAAAAUUUCAUAAUGCAAUGAACUGUAUAGAUCUUUUUGUGCAGACUUCAAAGCAAAUAUUUGCUGGACAGGUCUGUUUCUCUCUUAUUGUCUCUCAUGUAUCAUCACUGAGUAGUACAUAAUGGACCAGAGUUAUCGGCUCUGAGUAACUAUUGUUUUCUGUGAUACUGCACAAAGCCUUUCUAACAUGAAUAUAUCUCUUAUGUGCUGGUCAAAGUUACUUUUGAAAAAGAAGCAUUUUAAUCUGUCUGUCCAACACAGUCCACUGUUUUAGUUUUUAGCAAUGCAAACAGAACAUAGGAAAAGCUAAAAGUUAAUCAAAUGAAAGCUAGCAUUGAAACAAUAUUCUAUUCAUUUAUGUUGAUUCUGUUAAAAACAAGGUUUACUUUUCUGUUCUUGCUGGAAGGAAAGAGGCAUGCAUUUGAAAUAAUUGAGUGCAGUGAUCAGUUAUCUGCUUCUCCCCAUUAGUGUAAGAGCUGCAGUUUUUCUUCAGAUAAGCAUAGUUACAAACUGUACUGCCUUCUCUCUAAAUAUCCCCUGAAGAAGAAUAGCUUUGAUUUAUGGCUCAAUCACUGUCUUGCCACAGGAAAUUUGGGGAGAUAUUUUCAAGCAUUUUAUCUUUUAGGUGUUUUAAUGACUUCUUUAUUGUUUUUGUUCUGCUCAUCUUUCACACAACCUUCUGUACUUAGGGGUGAUGCCAGGUUGUUGUUCUGGAUUAUAAUAGCAGCCUGAGUGAUUUAUGGAUGGCAAUAGGAUUCUUGCAUAUAAAGGAAUAACAGUUUUCCUUGAAGCUUUCCUCUCCUUGGAGCUCUAAGAUGUAAUACUUUAAAAGCUGGUUUCCCCUGAAAUAGAAGGCUAUGCAAGGUAUGCAGUGGUGCAGCUUCUUUUGUCUUUGCCACUUGGAGAAGAGAGAAGCAACUGUUCUGCACUCACAGGGGCUAGAAAAUGAUGGAAUAGCCAGCUUGUCCAUCAAGAUUUUUUGGCAGAAGGCAGAGUGAAAUUAAUGUUCAAAUACUGAAUCAACAACAAAGGAAAUAGGGUUGAUAGCCACAGCUUCUUCAGAAAUAAAAUAUAAGAGGAAGUCUUUUGGAGCUGCUGCAUUUUAAAUCUGAAUUAUGAAAAACAGGGCUCUUUCUCUCCCCUCCUUUCCCCUUCCAAUAAUUCACCUUUGCAGUUACAGUAGCCACAGGCAAAGGGAGGAAAAAAGGUUUGAGAAAAGAGACUAAAGAUAAGAAAAACUGAUAAACUUUGCCAGGGACCAAAUCCGUUAGCAUUAUUGACAGCAAACUUCCCUGAAACUCUGGAAAAAGGGCUGGUGCUUUGGUUCAUAAUUAGAGUGCUGAAAAGCUGUGUCUUGUGCCUUUUGUGUCAAGUCCAUGGACUCCAGACUGCCUUUUGCUUGUUACCCUUCCAUCCUUAGCAGAGCUCAGGGAAGUUCCAUUUCCAUAGUUCUCUUUACCACUUACACCUCCUUAAUCCUAUUCAAGGAAAUUUCUAGAUGCAUAGCUUGGAUUGAAUGAUCUGCCUCUCUGAGGAUAUGCAUGAAAAAGCAGCGGAGUAAGAAAAAUUUACUUCUGAAAUCCCUCAUUUCCACUUAGGGGUAGCUAGAAUGCAGAUCCAGAAGUUAAGACAUAAACCCCCACGAUCCAUGAGAUUUAAGCAAUAGCUUUCCUUAAAUGAAUAUAUAGAACAGUACCUUCUCUUCUGUCUACUCUGGAAGAGAGAUUUCCAGAUUUUUUUUGCCCUGGAAUGGCUGCAUAGGUAAGAUCAAAACCCCAAGGCUCCAUCCUGCUUCAUGGACCAUGAUUGCCCUAAGUUCUGUCUCUUAUCUACAGAGUAUUUAGUACUCAUGAUGGUACCCUUGGCAGCAAAAUGCAUGCCUGGUUUUAGGCUGAAAGUACUCUUAUUUUGCUAUGGAAAAAUAGGAUCCUAAAUAGUCAAGACUAACCCUAUAUAGCUUCCCACACUUAUUGUUUGCUCAUCUGAAAUCCUGAGAAGGGACUAGGGUAAGGUACGGUGGAAAAGGGAGAUUUUUAUCUCUAUCUUGCAGAAGAUUACAAAAUUUUGUCUAACCUUUAUUUGGAAGAUGACCUCAAACCUUGUACAUUAUCUAAGAAGUAGAUCUCUGGUGAAAUAUGAGCUUCUGAGAAGUCCUAGUGUGGGAGUUUCAGCCCUGGAGCCUCCAGGUUGUCUGCGCUGCCAGAUGCCAGAAAUUUGGAGCCCGAGUUGCUCUGCAGGAAGGUUAGUUUCUGGUGAAACACAAAAUUGUCUUGGUGAUUUUUUUUUUUCCUUUCAGUGAAUUGACAGAUUCCAAGUAAAGGGAUUUCAUUGCCAUCUCUCUGGCCAACUCCUAACACUAAUUUUCUUUCAUGGGAGAAAUCUGAAUGUUGUGCUGUUCUCCCUGUGCAUCCUCAUUCCCUCUCCUGUGCCACUGAGAAGAAUGUUACACUGAAACUGACUUGGUAAGAAAGGCAUCUAGGUGGCUAUUUAUAUCACGUUCAUUCAAAUACACACAAACCCCAGUUACUUGAGUUCCAAUCCCUAUUUUAAUGUUUAUAAGUUCUAGUGGGUAUAAUUUAACCAUAUCAAAAAACUGGGAAAUGAUCCUUCUGGAAAUCAUGUAAGUUCUUUUCAUAAAAAACAGAUCUUCAGUGUCCUGCCACAGAUACUGUGAACCUCUCCAUUUGGCGGUCAUCAGAGGGCCUCAAGAGAUGGGAAUUCCUGUUAGCUUGUCCCCUGCAGACUUUUGUUUAUUUAUUUUCAGCUUUAACCUCCUCCCUUUCUUCUUGACCUUGAGUUCAAGAUUUUCACUUGAUUCCCUUCAUUUUCAUAGUUAUGAAAAUGGCUUCUCAUUCAUUUGGUCAUUGUAACUCAGAAUCACUGUAGCAGGGGGGGCAAGGAAGCACAUGAAUUUACUCUAGAGACAUUUCAUAUCAUCAGUGACCACUUCAGACAAAACAAACAAAGCCUCACUUCACCUAGGUGUAACGUUCGAACAAUAGACUUCAUACAUAUCCUUUCUGUUUCCCCGACUACUCUUAAAAUUCAGCUGCCACUCAGUUCAUGCAUUAUGCCUGACCUUGUCAUUUUAAUCUAACUGCAAAUUGAAAACAAAUGUGUUUUUUCUUUUUUGUUAAGUAUGUCGAUUACAUCUUACAAGAAGUAUUUUAAUAAGUUAAAUAAAAAUAAUAAACAAUUUCUUCGUGCUUUGACUACUGUCAGACCUGGGUAAGAGAGACAACAUUCAACAGAAUUAUUUUAAUUAUCCUGCUAAUAUUCAACGUGCCAUUUGAUGGCAUGGGUGAGCUCACCUGAUGUACCACAGAUAGCACUGAUUUAUGAAGCCAUAAUUGGGUUUCCAAUAAACAUUUGUCAAAAUAAUGUAUUCAUUCAAACCAAAGCCUUCUUUAUUUAUUCAUAUAAAAGAGCACUUAACUUUCAACAAAGAAUUGCCUGCCAUCAAAAACACUCCAUAAACAGGGGAAAUUUAUGAAGACACAGUACCAGGGGGUGAUCUGUGGAAGACUAAAGUUCACUUUAACCCUUCAAAGUGCUGAGUUCCACCUCUUGCUUGUUGCUGGUACUAUGCAUAUUUAUUUCUAAAACCCCCAAGCCCAAACAUUAACCUUUAUAUAUUUAGACAUUGUAGCAACUCUUUUUUUUUUCUACCACAGUGUCUUGCAUUUCAAAGAUGGUUUCAAACCUAACAUCUCAUUUUCAUUAUGGAGUGUAGAAGCAUGCACACAGCUCAAAGGUAGUUGUUGUUUUUUUUAUUUUUUUUUGCUUACCUGCAUUCUGCCCACAGUUUCCGCCAUCUAUAUAUUUUGCCAAAAAACCCCAAAACAACUUCAAGAGGUUAAACAACUUAUCUUGCCUGAACCUGAGGCAAUAUAUAUGUCAUUCAUUUCAGCUGAGGAAUUUUCCUAUUCUACCUCUUUGUGCUCUUCUCUACUUCCUAGCACUUCAGUUUCAUUUCACAGAUUUUUAAGCAAAGUAGAUGUGCUACACAAUCACUAUUUGAAUGGAGUGCAUAUAACCCCUUGUAAUCCACCCUCAUCAAAAUCUUUUCUUCUUUUACCACCGAUUAGCUAACAUAUAACAAAUCCAAGCCACACUGAAGAUUCCCACUAUGUCAGUCUUCAUUAGCUUAGUAAAAUGUAGACCGCGGUGGGGAUAGUGGCAAUGCUUCAAACUUACCUUACCCUGCUUACACCUGUUGAGACUAUAAAUUGCAUUGGCCUUCCUAUGAUUGUAUGUUGGUUUCCAGGUAUAUUUCUAUUUUUAGCAUAUAGUUUUUAUUUCUGACAGUGAACACAGCUGUAAAUAACAGAGCAGAAUGAGAAAGGAUAGGAAGGGUUUCAAGUGUGCAUUCAUGCCUCAUACUUUAGUGUGAUUUUGCGAAUCUUAAUACAAAAUUUUCAUCUUUACCGUUAUUGUUACUACUACCGGCACUUUGUCCAGGUGAGGAUGACAAUACUUAGAAGAAUAUGUAUCUGUUGCAGCCAGAAUGCAACAAAAAGUUGGUAGCAAAGUUCUUAUGUGCUUUGUCUGCUCAGCACCUACAAGUGAUCUUAAUUCUCUCUGAUUAAGCACAGGUAUUUUUUAAUGGGAGCCUACAAACAUCUUGGAAAAGAGAUGGUUACCCAUUUUGUUCUGUGGGGAGUAAGUUAGCUGCUGAAACUCAAGGGCUAAAUGUCCCUGGACAGUUCUCGGCUGCUGUGAGACAGUAAAUGACAAAGGUAUAUAUUUGAAGGUCACUUGCAAAGAAGAAGGUAUGGAGAAGAAGGCAUACAAAGAGAGACAGGGGGAACAGGUGUUUUCCUGCCAUUUUCCACAUAGCAUACUCCACACAUUUGGCCGAACUUGAAGUGUGUUGUACUGUAGUAGAGCAGGAAGGGACCUCAAACAUGAUUUGUAGUUUACCCUACAGCAGAACUACUGUAUUUAUGCCAUUCCUGAAAGAAGUUUUCUAAAUGGUUGUGAAAAACACAACAUCUUAGGUAAUGUCCCCCAGAUCUACAGAGUCCUGUGGAGCAGAAGCCUCUUACGUCCAGACUCUUUAUUGCAGUCUGA